CCAUCUUGAAACAAGAACUAGCGCAACAUCGCAACGGCGUUGCGAUCCAAGAUGUCCGCAAUUUUGCGUUAGGAAGCGUACUUUUGGCUGUCAAUAUUUCGAAAGUUUGACGCCAUAGAAAAAACCUAAAGCCAACUAGGUAUACGUAUAAACAAUUUACUUGUUCAUAAAAUAAAGGUGGCGUGCUAUGAUACCUAUGAGAAGUGUACAUUCUCGUUAUACAUGGUGGUACUUAUGUGACGGUGUGUUUCGUGUUUGUGACUAUCACGCAAACUGAAAGUCGAAAUUGGGAAAAAAUAAGCAAACUAUGUUGAUUUUGUCUGAACCAUAGAUAUUAUACUUGUGUAGCUGAAAUCAACAUAGAUGUAGAGAGUUCAGGCCCAUUGCAACUUAGCAAAAUGUCAAGUGAUAGCGAUCGGGUGCCAAAGCCAUCCAAGCGCAGAAGAAUAAUAAUACCAGAGAGUGAAAGUAGCAACGAAUCCAUUGUGUUCCAGACCCAUCGCAGACGUAAAGUAUAUAGGGUUGUAAGUGAAGCUGAAAGCAGUGAGGAAGAUAGUGAUGUUCCAAGGCCUGUAAUCAGGAGAAAAAAUUAUAAGGUUGUUAGUGAAGAUGAUAGAAGUUAUGAUAGCAAUGCUUCAGAAGCAGCUGAGAGUGAGACUAGUUCAGAAUGGCAAUCUGAUUGGGAUAGUAUGGAUGAAUUAGAAGAAGAAAAGGAAGCGAGCCCUUUGAAAUCUAAACUAAAAAAGAAAAGGAUCAAGCCAAUCGACAGCCCCGAAUUGGCCACAACAUCAGGCGCCGGUUUCGAAUCUGAUAGCAGUGAUGGACAAUCGGAAAAGUGUCCGAUUUGUUUAUUGUCUUUCAAAAAACAACAACUUGGAACACCCUCUUCCUGUGACCAUUGUUUCUGCCUGGAUUGCCUCAUAGAAUGGAGCAAAAAUAUCAACACGUGUCCUGUAGAUCGUCAAGCUUUUACGGUGAUUCACGUAAAAAGUAAAGUUGAUGGCAAAGUAUUGAAACACAUACCGAUCGAAAUCAAACCACGAAUAGAAGAUCAAAUUCAAGAAGACCCCACUUAUUGCGAAAUUUGCCAGCAGUGUGAUCGGGAAGAUCGCAUGCUGCUAUGCGACGGAUGCGAUUUGGGUUAUCAUCUAGAAUGUCUAACACCGCAAAUGGAGCAAGUUCCAAUGGACGAGUGGUACUGCCCUGAGUGUUCUCAAAAUAGUCAAAAUGAUGCUGAGAUGGUUGAAAUAGACCUCGACGAAAUACCGGAUCUCAUGGAGGAAGCACGUCGACUCGGUGUAUCUUAUGGACGUACUCGUACCGGUCAUCCUCACGAGAAUGGUCCUUCAUCAAUUCCCCGUGUUAUACCGCGUACACGACAAACGGAACGUGUCCGCGCAAAUAUCCGUGCCGAUCGCACUCGUGCACGUGAAGUUCAAAAUCGUGAAGUACGUGAACGCGCGCUGGUAUUCGAUCCCGAUCAGCCGUCGACCUCGUCGGGGAUCGACUCGAUCGGCCGUAACAGUCCUAGUCAUUCGCGCGACAGUAAUAGAAGUUCUACGGAAACGAGGGUUGGUCCAUCUGUAUCCUCAUCUACUUCGUUGCGCGCCGGUACUAGAACGAAGCGUGGUGUAAAACAAAAGAAAACAAAAAAGCAAAAAGUUAAAAGUAGAGGUAAAACACUAGUUCGCGAAGUGCGCUUUACCGAGAUCAAUGACGACGGCGAGGAGGAAGAAAUCGUCACGUACGUGAAAGUGGCGGUGCCAUCAGCCUCGUCGUCGAGACGCAAACGAAAGAAGAAGGGCUCGAAAAAGCCGCGCAAGAUGAGAAAAAACAGACGCCGUGCACGCACUGUCUCUUCGGUUUCAAUCCAAACUGUAAAAAAACGUUUGGCAAAGACACUAGGCAUGCACAAACCGCUUCGAGAUGUUCCGCUACUCGUACCCACAAUGAAGAAUACUCUACCAAUCUCUGGUCGAUCUUCCCUCGUCAAUUCCAGAUAUCAAUCAGGAAUUUCGCAAGUCAACCUUUUUGGAAACAAUCUCAGUUUAGACUACAGCCCGCCUGGGUCCGACGAAGAAUUCGAUAGUGCUGUUGGGAAUGGCCCAAUAGUUAGUGCACAUCCGCGGUCGGCAGUAUCUGCGACCAGACGACGAAUUGAAAGGCUGAAAGGCAUCGCCAACCCGCUUGAUCGUACUGACCAGCCAGGUGUUAUCGAUUUGGUUGGGAGUAUCAUUAGUAGUCAGGAGCUCUGGCAUUCGAAGAUGUCCGAUAUGACUCUCAAGGCGGAUGGUACGUUGCUUGUAAAGAAUGAGAACAAAGAAAACAAGCACAGCAUCAACAACAAUGAGAGUCCUAUCAAGGAGAAGAAGGAAAUUAUCCAAGAAAAGGAAAUCACCCCAAAAAGCGAAAGACCUCUAGACUUAACAAAUGUCAAUCCCAGCGACAUAAUUCAGGCUCCUAUGUACAACAAUUCUCGAGGCGGCGGAAACAGAGGAAACUUUCGUGGAGGCUAUCGAGAUGGUGGCCACCACAGCCACGGUGGACAAGGAUACGGUGGAAGAGAUUCUUACGCAGGCGGUGGAAGACACAGUUACGGGGGUCCUGGACCCAGGGAUAAUUUUGGUGGCCGAGAUUUCGGACCUCCUGUCAAUUAUAAUCCCAACUUCGAACACCGUGGACCACCACCAUUCAAUGGUAGCCCUCCAUUUAGAAAUCGUAAUCCUCAACAUUUUCGUAAUGAGCGACCACGUCUUCCUCCUACCGAUCGACCUCCAUUCCCUCUCAUGGAUGGCGCAGAAAGACUUCCUUUUCAUUAUCCUGAACGCUUUCCAAGACCUAGGGGACCUUUGAAUGUACCUGGUCCACCGAUGGGAAUGAUGCCAAAUCCCUCGGUACCAAUGGGCAUCCGUCCGCCACCAAUUCAAAAUAAUAUACCCCCUAAUUAUCAUGAUGAUUUCUCGAGAAACUUUUCUGAUGAUCAGAGAGAAUCAUUUAGCUCACACGUCACUCCUGAAUCUAUGGGACCACCUCAAAAUCCGCAGGAUGAAGAAGAAUGUGAUAUUUAUUGUGAUAUCGAGACACCUAACAAAUCAGAUAGUGACGCUCGUGAGGAGAGUCAAAAUGACAGCGCGAUUGCCUUGCUACCACCACCGGAGCCACCAUCUGGUUUACUUGAUUUUGAAGGAAACUCAGCAAGCGAAAAAGACAACGAUAGCGAUCAAGAAUUAGUCAUUGACGACACUCCGAAAGAAGAUACCUCUAAGGAAUUGAAAAGUGAUGACAAGUAUGAUCCGUUUGCAGCUGAUAGCGACAGCAAUGAGAGCUCCCAUGGUAACAAGGCACCCAUCGAUAAACCUGAAACUUGUUCAGAUAAUAAUGACAUACCGAUACCUUUAGAACCUCCGCCAUUGCCUGCAAAUUUUCCAGCCCUGAAUGUUGUGAAUCAAGCUGUAAAACAAGCCAUUGAGGAAAAUAUCAAACCUGUUGUUCGCCUUACGGCCUAUGACGAUGACGAUGAUGAAGACUCCCAAGCUGAUUGUCCAAAUUUUUCAAUUUAUUCUUCAGAGACGAUGGAUGUAGUACGACAUACGGAGCAAGAAUUGUCUCAACAGAUAGGACCUCUACAACCUCCACCAUUGCCGCCGGAUAUGCCGGACGAUGAUGACAUUAUUGUAGGAGAUGUUCAACCUUGCGACUUGGCUGAUAUUCCUGAACCUUCUGAUCCUUAUGUUGAAGCAUUACAAAAGGAGAGACAAACACUCAGCAGGAUACCACCUAAAAAAAUAUCCAACGACAGCAGAGGAAAAAUCACGUUCAAGAUUGGGAAUAAAUUGAAGCUCAAUAACAAAUUAAGUAAUUUAUAUGACGAACUUGAUGAAAAUAUUGAGAGUACGAUUGAGCAAGAGAAGCAAAUGGAAGACAAAAUGUCGAGAGACGCUAAACAAAAUAAUAAAAAACCAAUCGAAUCUGAUCUUGAGAAGUCAGAAAAAGUAUCAAUCGAAAUAAGCACAGAUAAAGAUAAAAGCGGCACGCUAAAUAAAAGUGAGAUACCCAAUGAAAGUGAUAAUAAAUCGGACGAAGAGGAUGAAGAGAAACUGCAAGAUCUUGAGAAACAACUUAAGGAAAAGGAAAGAAAGUUGCGUGAAAUAGAACAACAAGAAGAAAUGGAAAAGCAGAUGGAUAACCAAUCGCCUUUGAAGGUUAGGGAAGCUCUUCUUGAAGAAGAAUUGGAAAAUGAAAUGUCAUCGAAGAUGAAGAACGAUAACAAGCGUAACAAUUCUUCGCUGACAGAUAGUAGUCAGAAUAAUAAUGCAGACUCUUGCCUCGAAAAAGAUACAGCUUCGAAAGAAUGCUCUUCGACCGAAAGUAAAUGUAUUGUAUCUACGAUAGACUUAACUGAAAAAAGUUCAGACACUAUUAUUUCAAUUGCGGAUACAAUCCAAAUGUCGCCUAAGAAUACUGACAAUGAUGCGACAUGUGCAGAUCAUCAUUCAGGUGAAAAUCGUGAGAGCGAUGAAGCUAGAACCAGUCCUAGUGAAUGCGGUUCUGGCACUAGAGAACCGGAUAAUUGGGAUCAAUUGUCAAGUUCUAAAGGACAUUUUCGUAACAAGUCUAAAUCCCCCAUUAAAUUUACUAACGAGGAAAAUGACUUUGCUGAAGGUUCACGAAGACUUAGCGACUGUGAAGAUAAAAGUAGCGAAAAGGGCAGUAGGGCUAAGACUGCUAGUGAAAGUGAAGAUUUAGACAAUUCUGAUCCAAUUCGAGAAAAGGGAAGUUCCAGUUUUGAUGCUGAUGACGAUUCUGAAAAUUUUCCACUCGAAAAAGAUAAGACGGAUAUUUGUACGGACCUUAAACGUAAUAUAGAGCCCAGCGCUUGGGAAUCCGAUGGUGCUUACACUCCUUGCAAGGAUGAAUUACCAGUGAAGGGACAAGACGUACCUCGAGAAUCUUUAUCUCCAUUUGAAAGUGGUUUGGAACCCAUUACACCAACGAAAGAUAAAGUGACUGAUGAUUUAGAUGGUUGCAGAACACCAGCCGGAUAUGCUGGUUUAGGUACAGAAGCCAUAUCUGAGACAGAUGAGCCCAUGAAUUUCGAGGACGAAUUGGCAUUGUUAACUAUGCGAAAGGAGAAGGAAAUGGAAGAGGGUGAGAUAAUGGACGAGAGUAAAUCGAAUAAGAAAGUACUUGAUAAAGUCAAGUUAGUACUUGAGAAAGAGGACGAUAGUAAAAAGAAAAAGAAAAAAGAUAAAAAGGAGAAGGGUAAGGACGCUGAUAAAAAUAAAGAGAAUAUUGCAACGGAGAAUCAAGUCGCAUGGAAGAAAAUUUCGAAGAGCACGAAGGAAAGGCAAUAUCGUGACAAGGAUAGACGAUCAAAAUCAAAAGAUAAAGAAAAGGAGAAAGAGAAAGAGAAAGAAAAGGAGAAACAAAAAAAGAAACCGAAGGAAGUAGUUAAGAAAAAAGAGAAGAGGAAAGAAUUGCCCAGAUACGAUGUUAGAAAAAUUGUUGCCGAAAAACCUCCAAGACCAAGGAAGGAUGAGUACGGUCGUGACAUCAGAGAAGAUUCGAGAAGUAGAUCUAAGAGUAGAAGCCUUUCACAUAGAAGAUCAACCUCGAGAGAUCGUAGAAGUCGUUCAUAUUCGAGAAUGCGAUCGCGAAGUCGAUCUCGCUCCAGAGUACGUAGAUCUUGGUCCAAAGACCGGCAAUCACACUCCAGACCGUGUAGAUCAUUGUCACGAAGAAGAUCAAUAUCUCGAUUAAGACGGAAAUCACCUAGAAGAAGAUCAAGCUCUAAACGUAGAUCUUUGUCGAGAAAGCGAUCUGUAUCCAGAAGACGAUCAAGAUCUUUAUCGCGAAGAAGAAGAUCACUCUCACCGCGACGUAGGUCCGGUAGAAGAUCACUUUCACGGAAGCGAAGAACAAGAUCCAGAUCUCGAGAAAAGAGAAAAGACAAGUCAAAGAAACGCAAAUCCAGGAGUCGAUCAAGAAAUCGUAAGAAUUCACGAUCAAAGAGUCCGAAGAAGGCAUCUUCAAGAUCACGGGAAAAGAAACACACGAAGAGGAAACGCGUGAGCAGAUCAAGAUCCAAAGAAAGGUCAUCUUCCAGAGAAAGAGAUCGUAAUAGGAAUUGGGAUCAAGUAAAUGAGAAACCAGUGGAGCGUGAACGAAAUUUAUCGAGAGAAAGAGAAGAGCGUAGAUCAUGGAGUGCCCAAUGGACUCCAUCAUGGUCUAGAUCACGAUCAAAAUCUCCCUCAGCUGCUCAACAUGAUGAAAUUGCUUCCCACACCUGGUCGCCACCACCAGUACUUGAUAAUGUGGCAGUACCUCCUAAAAAUUUGACUGUCAUUCUCACGAAUAAAGAAGCCAUCAAAAAGAAGAAGAAAGAAAAGCGAAAAGAGAGCAAAAAAUCAAGGGAGACUGAGAAACGUAAGAAAAAUAAAAGAAAUCGUACCCCACCACCUUCGAAGGAGGUUUUCGCCAGUGGAGAUAAUAUCUUAGUAAGCGUAUGCUUCAAUAAAGACAAUGAGACGAAUCAGCCAGAAUUACCUGAAAUCCCAGAAACAUUACCACUUCUGGUACCAACGAAACGUAAGAGAAGAGAACCAGUGCACGUGGAACCGCCGAAAAGGCCGAAGAAAGACAAAACGAAGGACAAGAGAUCUAAAUCUCCCAAAGCGAAAAAAGAGAAAAAGAAAAAAUCUAAAGCUGCCGAAAUUGCCGCAACGAAGAAACCUGUGGCAGUCAUAGAUCUAGAUCAAUCUCCAUUCAGAGAACAAACUCCGUCACCACGUGAUGUCAUUGUGCUGAGUGACGACGACGACAAGCAAGUUCAAGAAAGUGCUACCCCCGAACAACGUCCUUCUUCACAAGCAACGCCGCAACACGAGCAAUUUGUAUCCCAAGGUCCUAAAACUCCACCGGAGCCACAAGUUAAGUUCUCCAUAACCAAACAAACGAGCAACUUAAGAACUUCCAUGAUCAAUCCUCUUCACGAGGAGGAAGAGGAAGAAGAGGAAGAGAUAGACGAAAGAGCAGAAGAAGAAUUAGAGAUGAGAGCUCAGGAGGAAUUAGAAUUGCGGUUAAAAGUCGGUCCCAAUACACCCCCUGAACCACCAUCUUCACCACCUACCUCUCCCGAUGUCUAUGAUCCCUUUGACCCCACAAAAUCUAGGUCACCAACCCCAGUCGCCAGUCAAGAAGCCACUCCCACUGACGAAAGGGAUAGAAGUCAACGGAAUUCACCAAGAAAACACGAUGCAACUGACACACCAUUGAUGCCGAGCGAACCGGUUCAGCAACUAGAUCAACCAAAUCAGGAGAAACAAGUUGAGAAACCAAAGAUUAUAUCGAUGGUCACGAUUAAGAGAGCAUCCCCUAAAAGAGACUCAUCACCUGCAGCAGAUAAUCAGACUGAAGCUUCACAACCGGCUGAUAGUCCAUCAAAAUCACAACCGAAUCAGCAAAACGCUCAGUCGGCAGCUAAUUCUUUUACAACCAUUAAUCCUGUAUUGGCAACUGUUGCUGCUGCUGUACAAAGAAGUACUAUUUUUGCAACAAGUACUCCCAUUACUGGACAAAGAAAUCUAUUACAGCCGAAUCGUAUAUCACCAAGUAAUCAAACAAAACAGCGCACGAAUGACAGACCACAACUUCCUAACUUAUUUACUAAUCCUGCCAAGUCUACGCCAGUGCGUAGUUCGAAGUCUACUCAGAAUAAAAGUAAUUCAUCUAUGGGCCAAAAUGGCAGCGACACGACACUUGAAACGACGAAUGAUCCUGUGGACAUGUCUUCGCCUUAUUCUCCGGGCUCAAGUCUCAGUGAUGGAAUUUUUGACCCACCAAGCCCUGGGAACUAUAAUAGUCCAUCAGCGCCUGCCGCAAGUACUAAUAAGAAUAGUACAUCUAAAACGAGCAAACCUGUGGAGAAGAAAGAUGCAUUUGAUGCAUUGUUUGGCACGUCACCAGCAGUAAAAACAAUGGGCAAGGGUAGAUCCAAAAAAGUUUCUGAUAAGGAUAAACGAAAAAAAUCUACAAAUCCAAAAGUUGGCGUUCGUAUGGAUGAAAAUCAGCUUCAGAUUUUAGAUGACCUUCCCAGUUCUGCUGUAGAAAUGCAAGUUAAGGAUAAGUUCCUGAAAAAAUUGAAUCGUCAGGAAAGAGUUGUGGAGGAAGUAAAGUUAGUUCUGAAACCACAUUAUACUAAGAAGCACGUGACGAAGGAGGAAUACAAAGAUAUUAUGCGCAAAGCUGUACCUAAGAUAUGUCAUAAUAAAACAGGUGAAAUCAAUCCGAAAAAAAUAGCACAGCUUAUAGAAGCCUAUGUUAAAAAAUGCCGAGGUGGUAAAAAGAAGACGCCUGGAGUUUCUACAAGCACUCCAGCAAAGGUUUCGAAGCCGGCGAAAACCCUCUGGAGUUGAUCAUAAGUUGAGAACGCUAGAGUGUUAGAUUAUCCUUUGGUGGUAGAAAUCUCUUUAAACCUCGAUUGAAUCGAACCUGUCGUUUGGGUGGUAAGUGCCCCGCAACUCUAAAUAUCUUCCCACCAACGACCGAACAAUGUGUAUUGUGUGUACAUACUUAACUAAUUGAUUGAAUUCAAGCGCAAUAUUUUUAUUUAUCAAAGUAAUAACUUACGCAAAGUAAUUAAGGUUCAUACAUUAUUAAUUAAUAUUAUUGUUAAUUUUAUUGCAUGGACAUACAGUUAAGGGCGAUUAUGCUUAAGAUUAGGAAAUUUAUAAAAAUCUGUACACCAAACAUACCGUAAACAGGGAGGAAACGCUCAAUCAAUUCUCUUAGCAGAUAUGGCAGGUAAAAUGCACUUGGUGUGCAAUUUCAUUUAGUCUGUUUUCAACUGUAUCGCUUCCUUGCACAAGAUCUUUUUAUGUUGUGACGGUUCAUCAACUUAAUUAUCGGAAAUUGUAAUAUUGUCGAUACUGUAAGAUUUGAACUUUUGUAAUUACUUUCAUUGCUUGAGCGUAAGAAUAAUUUCUAGAAAAUAUCAAAAGGUUUUUAUGAGAUCUUUUUCUGAUAGUUUCCUUUACUCCUUCCACUCGUCGAAUCAGUAUAGAUUAAUUUCGCAGAAAACUUAGUACGUGAAGCCUACUGUAUCAAAUUCGUGCUAUUACUCAUGUAUUGUUUUUUUUUUUCUUUAUUACGUGAUGUACGAGCGUUUUUGCGCAACAAUUGUUUAUUAUAAUCACCACUAUACGUUUAUUAAACUUUAUCAAUGUGUCGUAAUACGUUUACAGGCAUGUCAUCACUUUGAGGUAAUAGCAAAUUUAUUUAUAAAAUGUACUCUAGCGAUGUGACAAGUUGUAAGCAUAUAUUAUAUUCAUAAAACCGAGUUAUUGUUUACGUAUCAAUUUAAAUACAACUCAGAACAAAUAAUUCUAGAUUUAAUACUCUUUCGGAUAUGAGAACAUAAAGAAUUUCAUACAGCAGAUAACCGUGAAGUUUUGUUGCAAAAUAUAAGAUAUAGACGAGUGAACGCCAUUCUGUUUAUGAGACAGUUGUUUCAUCGGAUAAAAAUGUGCGUGCGCUAUUCGACCAUGUAAUAAAAAGCAGUGUAAAUUAUAAUGGACUACAGAUUAAAAAUAAAUAUUAUUUAAAAUAAUAUAUGACUGUUACUCUAGAUAUAAUCAUAGCUCGUUCAACUACACAAAUUUUGUAUUAACUAUUGAAACAGCUGUCUGCUAAUUACUUUGAUAAUAUACAGGUAUUACAAUGAAAUGAAAUAUAUCAAUAUGAAUUUUCUAAAUGAGAUACGUUGAGUUAAAUAUUUUACACUUUUUGAUAUUGAAGAACAGUUAUCCUUUUUAUAUAUAUCAUCACGACCCCGAGCUAUGAUCUACAAAUCGUGUUCGACACUGGAAAAAAAUUAUAAAAUAAAAUUUAAUAAUGUAUGCUAUAAAUUUCUAAUAAUUUUUAACAUUCUGUAGCUAUUUCGCGGUGCAUGUUUAUUUCGAAAAAGCGCAACUUGCAUAUACGUCUAUCUUUUAUGAAAGAGAAUGUCUUACUUUUAAGGUGUUGUAAAUAGUUCAUGUGUACAAAAAUUCGCAUUGAAAUACAGCGCUCUUGCAAAAAUAUAUUA
This is a messenger RNA of Cephus cinctus (wheat stem sawfly), 10084 nucleotides long. RefSeq lists its product as uncharacterized. Lineage: Eukaryota; Metazoa; Arthropoda; Insecta; Hymenoptera; Cephidae. The transcript has 14 exons. The record is from RefSeq and is a predicted model, not a curated record. The coding region runs from base 399 to 8414 and encodes 2671 amino acids.